Budorcas taxicolor (takin) is the source of this 6031-nucleotide messenger RNA. RefSeq names its product DENN domain containing 4C (gene DENND4C). Gene Ontology annotation, cellular component: cytoplasmic vesicle. Bases 1 to 5850 code for a protein of 1949 amino acids. The record is from RefSeq and is a predicted model, not a curated record. Gene Ontology annotation, biological process: regulation of Rab protein signal transduction. The transcript is spliced from 32 exons. Lineage: Eukaryota; Metazoa; Chordata; Mammalia; Artiodactyla; Bovidae. Gene Ontology annotation, molecular function: protein binding.
AUGAUAGAAAACAAAGGGCCAAGAGUGGUGGACUACUUUGUUGUGGCAGGUCUCACUGAUACAUCUACUCUUCUGGAUCAAGAGAUAAAUCGUUUAGAUACUAAGUCAACUGGACCUAAAGCUCCAAUUACAGACAUUGCAGUUAUUAACAAAUCAGCUGGGGAAACAGUACCUGAAGGUUACACCUGUGUUGAAGCCACUCCAUCAGGUCUCCAGGCCAACUUGAACUAUGGAAGUCUGAAAAGCCCAGAACUGUUUCUCUGUUACAAGAGAGGGAGAGAGAAACCACCCCUUACUGACAUUGGAGUUUUAUAUGAUGGGAAAGAAAGGCUUAUUCCAGGAUGUGAAGUGAUCCAAGCCACACCCUAUGGUCGCUGUGCCAAUGUCAACAAUAGUUCAACUACUUCACAAAGAAUCUUUAUCACUUAUCGAAGGGCUCCUUUAAUUCGGCCCCAGAAUUCUUUGGCUGUAACUGACAUCUGUGUUAUUGUAACCAGUAAGGGAGAAACCCCUCCCCAUACUUUCUGCAAAGUUGAUAAAAACUUAAAUUGCGGAAUGUGGGGUUCCAGUGUGUUUCUGUGUUAUAAGAAGUCUGUGCCUGCUUCUAAUGCUAUAGCAUAUAAAGCUGGUUUAAUUUUUAGAUAUCCAGAAGAGGACUAUGAGUCGUUUCCACUCUCAGAAUGUGUCCCUCUCUUCUGCCUUCCGAUGGGAGCUACUAUUGAAUGUUGGGAUCCCCAAAGCAAAUACCCACUUCCAGUUUUCUCAACUUUUGUUCUCACAGCUUCUUCUGCUGAAAAGGUAUAUGGAGCUGCAAUCCAGUUUUAUGAGCCUUACUCUCGAGAACUUCUAACAGAAAAACAGCUUAUGCAGCUGGGCCUGUUGACACCUGUGGAGAGAAAAAUGGUCUCUAAAUCCAUCAAUUCAAACAAAUGCAUUUGUUUACUCUCGCACUGGCCUUUUUUUGAAGCUUUUAGAAAAUUUCUCAUGUUUAUCUACAAACUUUCUGUGUCUGGACCACAUCCUCUUCCCAUUGAGAAGCACAUUUCACAUUUUAUGCAAAACAUCCCUUUUCCUUCACCUCAAAGACCAAGAAUCCUGGUACAGCUAUCAGUCCACGAUGCAUUAAUACUAUCACAACCAGUUUCUACACCUUUACCACUAAGUGGAGCUAACUUCAGCACCUUGUUAAUGAAUCUGGGUCCUGAGAAUUGUGCAACACUCCUGCUCUUUGUUUUACUUGAGAGUAAGAUUUUGCUGCAUUCUUUGAGGCCAGCUGUGUUGACUGGAGUAGCUGAAGCUGUUGUAGCUAUGAUCUUUCCGUUUCAGUGGCAGUGCCCGUAUAUUCCCCUUUGUCCUCUUUCACUGGCGGCAGUGCUCAGUGCACCUUUACCAUUUAUAGUUGGAGUUGACUCAAGGUAUUUUGAUCUUCAUGACCCACCACAAGAUGUUGUUUGCAUUGACUUGGAUACAAACAUGUUAUAUCUAUCAGAUGAAAAGAAGAACAUGAACUGGAAGCAGCUUCCCAAAAAGCCAUGCAAAAAUCUGAUUAGCACCUUGAAGAAAUUGUAUCCCCAGCUAUUCUCAGUUCACCGAAAAACUCAAGAAGGUUCAGCAAUUGAGAUGACUCCAAUUGAAGCAGAUUUCUCUUGGCAAAAGAAGAUGACACAACUUGAGAUGGAAAUUCAAGAGGCAUUUUUGCGCUUUAUGGCAUCGAUUUUAAAGGGCUACAGAACAUAUCUCAGACCGAUCACAGAGGCUCCUUCAAAUAAAGCUACAGCUGCUGAUUCAUUGUUUGAUCGACAGGGAUUUUUAAAAAGUCGAGAUCGUGCCUAUACAAAAUUCUACACGCUUUUAUCCAAAACACAGAUUUUUAUUCGUUUCAUUGAAGAAUGUAGUUUUGUAAGUGAUAAAGAUACUGGAUUGGCCUUUUUUGAUGACUGCAUAGAAAAGUUGUUUCCUGAUAAAGGCACAGAGAAAACAGAUAAGGUUGACUUUGAUUCAGCAGAAGAUACCAAAUUGAUAGAGCUAGAUGAUUCACAGAAAAGUGAGCACACGGUAUUCAUAAUGCCACCUGAGCCGCCUCCUGAUGACGGAAAGGAUCUGUCCCCCAAGUACAGUUACAAAUACUUUCCAAGACUGGACCUUAAGCUUUUUGACAGACCACAGGAGUUGAAACUUUGUUUUAGUAGACACCCUACUGGGAGUAGCAUUACAAACAGUCCAGCUCUCAUGGCUAAGAGAACUAAACAGGAGAUAAAAACAGCUCAUAAGCUGGCGAAGAGGUGUUACACAAAUCCGCCACAAUGGGCCAAGUGUCUCUUCAGUCAUUGUUACAGCCUAUGGUUUAUUUGUCUCCCAGCCUAUGUUAGAGUUUCUCAUCCUAAGGUCAGAGCACUUCAGCAGGCAUAUGAUGUGCUUAUUAAGAUGAGGAAAACAGAUGUGGAUCCUCUAGAUGAGGUUUGCUAUCGAGUAGUGAUGCAACUUUGUGGACUUUGGGGUCAUCCUGUUUUAGCAGUGAGAGUUUUAUUUGAAAUGAAAACUGCUAAAAUAAAGCCAAAUGCUAUUACUUAUGGCUAUUAUAAUAAGGUAGUUUUGGAGAGCCCGUGGCCUAGCAGUACCCGCAGUGGUAUCUUCUUGUGGACGAAGGUACGGAAUGUGGUACGUGGCUUGGCACAGUUUAGGCAGCCACUUAAAAAUACCGUGCAAAAGUCACAGGUCUCCUCAAUAUCAGCUCCCCAGAACGCCACAGGUGGAAGUGAUGGGGACACGGUGAGCCACGGUAGCGUGGAUAGUUCUAAUGAUGCUAACAGUGGGGAGCACACAGUCUUCGUCAGAGAUUUAAUCAGGCUUGAUUCCACUGACAAUCACUCUAGCACAGGUGGUCAGUCUGACCAAGGCUAUGGGUCUAAGGAUGAACUUUUAAAGGAUGAUACAGAAAUUCAUGUGCCUGAAGAACAAAUAUCAGGAGACUUAAUAACUAAAACAGAAGAGGUGUGCAAUGUCUCUGCUGUUGUGGCCAAACAUUCUCAACCUAGUGCAGAGCCCCAGAGUCCCGCUGAACCUCCUGCGUGGGGCAGCAGUAUUGUGAAAGUUCCAUCUGGUAUAUUUGAUAUCAAUGGCAGAAAAAGUAGCACUGGUAGUACAUCAAAUGUAUUAUUUUCUAGUCAAGAUCCAGUUGAAGAUGCCGUUUUUGGUGAAGUUAUUAAUCUCAAGAAGAAUGGGGACAGAGGAGAAAAAAGACAAAAGCAUUUUCCAGAGAGAAGCUGUAGUUUUAGUUCUGAAAGUCGAGCAGGAAUGUUACUUAAGAAGAGCAGUUUGGAUUUGAAUUCAAGUGAAGUGGCUAUCAUGAUGGGAGCAGACGCCAAGAUUCUCACAGCGCUAACAAGCCCUAAGACUUCUCCACUCCAUAAUGCGAGAGCCCACAGCUUUGGGAGUAUUAGCUGCCAUCCCGCUGAGACUAGGACUCGUGUGUCUGAAAGCACUUGGGAUUCGGAGCACCGAUCAUUGGUGUUAGAGAUGCUUGAGGAGAGCCAAGAGUUGAUGGAACCUGGGGUUGAUGAAAAUGUAGCUAAAGCUACUAUGACAAAGGAUACAUGUGACAGUUUACAAAAUGAUAGUAAUCAGUCCAGAGACUCCAAAGCAGGAUCCAGAGAUCUAGCAAAUAAGAGAAAUAGCUUGUAUGGUGUUGCUAAAGCUGUUGAGAGGGAAGAUGUUGAAACUGGCCUAGAUCCUUUGUCGCUUUUAGCCACUGAAUGUAUAGGAGAAAAAACUGAUUCAGAAGAGAAGCUGUUUUCUCCAGUUAUUGCACGUAAUCUGGCUGAUGAAAUCGAAAGCUAUAUGAAUCUAAAGAGUCCCUUAGGUAGCAAGUCCACUAGUAUGGAACUACAUGGAGAGGGAAGCAGAGAGUCUGGUGCUACCGGUGCAUUUGUUCACUCUUUAGAGAGGAGAUCAAGCCUCCCUUUAGAUCAUGGUCCACCAGCACAGGAGAACCUUGAAAGUGAAAAGGGCUCCCCUGCAGUGUCCCGGUCUAAAACUCUGACGGGGCAUCUCAAGCAACAGACUCCCUCCAGGAGUCCUAAGGAGCGUUCAACUUCUUUAUCAGCACUGGUCCGUUCUUCACCACACGGCUCGUUGGGUUCUGUGGUAAAUUCUUUGUCAGGGCUAAAGCUGGACAAUAUCCUCUCAGGACCCAAGAUGGAUGUGCUAAAAUCUGGCAUGAAACAAGCAGCAACAGUAGCCAGUAAGAUGUGGGUAGCUGUAGCGACUGCCUACAGCUACUCAGAUGACGAGGAGGAAACAAAUAGAGAUUACAGUUUCCCAGCUGGCCUUGAAGACCAUAUUUUGGGAGAGAAUAUAUCACCUAAUAUGAGUAUCUCAGGGUUGGUCCCCAGUGAACUUACCCAGAGCAACACCAGCCUCGGCAGUAGUAGCAGCAGUGGAGAUGUAGGAAAACUGCAUUACUCACCAGGUGAACUUCCAUUUCCAAGAGGCAUAAAAGGACAGGAAUUUGAAAAGUCAGAUCAUGGUUCUUCUCCAAACACCAGCAUGUCCAGCAUCUAUCAGAACUGUGCAAUGGAGGUUUUGAUGUCAAGCUGUUCACAGUGCAGAGUUUGUGGAGCUUUAGUUUAUGAUGAAGAAAUUAUGGCUGGAUGGACGGCAGAUGAUUCAAAUUUGAAUACAGCUUGUCCCUUCUGUAAAAGCAACUUCUUGCCUCUUCUCAAUAUAGAAUUUAAAGACUUGAGAGGCUCUGCAAGCUUUUUCUUGAAACCAAGUACCUCUGGUGACAGUUUACAAAGUGGCAGCAUUCCAUUGGCAAGUGAACCUUUGGAGCACAAACCCAUAUCCAGUUCAGCAGAACCUGACCUGAUCAACUUUAUGGAUUUGCCAAAACAUAACCAGACCAUUACUGAAGAAACAAGCUCUGCAGUUGAAUCAAGUGAUGAAAUAAUGAAAGCCAGCAGAGAUGUCCAAACUGUGAAAGUUUCACCUGUGCCUAAUAGUUUAUCAAAACGAAAUGUGUCUUUGACUAGAAGUCACAGUGUUGGAGGUCCCUUGCAAAAUAUGGACUUUUCCCAGCGACCGUUUCAUGGCAUUUCAACAGUUAGUCUUCCAAACAGUCUGCAGGAAUUUGUGGAUCCUUUAGGAAAAAGACCCAACCCUCCCCCUGUUUCUGUGCCUUACUUGAGUCCUCUAGUGCUUCGCAAAGAACUUGAAUCUUUGCUAGAAAAUGAAGGCGAUCAGGUGAUUCACACGUCCUCAUUCAUCAAUCAACAUCCAAUAAUUUUCUGGAACCUCGUUUGGUAUUUCAGGCGUUUGGAUCUUCCUAGUAACUUGCCAGGACUUAUCCUCACUUCUGAACAUUGUAAUGGAGGCGUACAGCUUCCCCUGUCAUCUCUGUCCCAGGAUAGCAAACUUGUUUAUAUUCAGCUGUUAUGGGAUAAUAUCAACCUUCAUCAGGAACCAGGAGAACCUCUGUAUGUCGCAUGGAGAAAUCUUAAUUCUGAAAAGAAGUCGUCUCUCCUGUCAGAGGAACAACAAGCAACAAGCACUUUAGUAGAAAUCAUCAGGCAGAGCAUCCAACAGAAUGAUGUUCUUAAACCUAUCAACCUGCUUUCACAACAGAUGAGGGGAGAUGGGGAAAGGCAAAGGAGUUUAUACAGAGAAAUCCUCUUCUUAUCAUUAGUAUCUCUUGGAAGAGAGAAUAUUGAUAUUGAGGCUUUUGACAAUGAGUAUGGACUUGCAUACAACAGUCUGUCUCCAGAGAUUCUUGAAAAGUUGCAGAAAAUUGAUGCUCCACCAAGUAUCAGUGUGGAAUGGUGCAGGAAGUGUUUCGGAGCGCCUCUCAUUUAAAUACAACAGAUUGACUAGAUUUUUGACACAGUGCUGGGGGAAUAGACUCAAUCUGGAGACAUUCAAGGUUUUUUCAUAUUACAAAUUGGCGAAAACAGAAAUGAACUUACUCUUGGGACAGUAUUUACGAUGAAAUCAUACUGAAUCAUCUCAGUGUAAAAACGCCAUUAAAAUGCCCCAA